ACGUCGCUCCGUCGGUGUGUUUCUGCCCGUGAGAUCUACGAACAUGGAGGCCGGAGAGGCCGCCGAGGGGGAGAAGACCGGCUCUCUGUCGGUGGCGCAGCGCAGGGCCGAGAUCCGCCGGAGGAAGCUGCUCAUGAACUCCGAGGACCGGAUGAACCGAAUCGUCGGCUUCACCAAGCAAGAGACUGACAACAACGCCGCGGCGCUCCUGCGUGCCUCUGAGCCACGGUUCCACCUGGACCUGGACCGGGCCGAGCCGCGCUCGUCCUCCUCGCCGCCCCCCUUCCUGUCGGAGGCCUCGGCGCCCGGCGGCCGGUCCCGCGGCUCCACGCCGGAGCGGACGGGCUCGCCGGAGCCGGACUCCGGCGGCGAGCCGCUGGGUGUCGGGGAGAUCCGCCAGAGGCCGAGAGGGGAGCGGGCGCCGGGGGACGAUGGCCACGGCGACGGCUCGCCGCGCCGCGGCCUCCAGAAGUACCUGUCCCGCUUCGACGACGCCAUGAAGCUGCGCGGCCAGCUGGCCGACGAGAAGCCGUCGCCGGACGGCGCGGCGCCCGAGCCGGACGAGUUCGAUCCCUUCCGACUCUUCCGGCUCGUCGGCAGCGUCCUCCUCGCCGUGUUCGCCCGCGGCUUCGUCUGCACGUUUCUGUCGAUAUUCGCUCCGUUUCUGACCCUGGAGCUGGCCUACAUGGGGCUCUCCAAAUACUUCCCCACGGUGGAGAAGAAGGCUCAGACCACCGUGCUGACCACCGCCCUGCUGCUGUCCGGCAUCCCCGGCGAGGUCAUCAACCGCUCCAUGGACACCUACCGGAGGAUGGGCGACGUCUUUGCCGACCUCUGCGUCUACUUCUUCACCUUCAUCCUGUCGCACGAGAUCCUGCUGCUCGUCGGCUCAGAGACUCCCCCGACGGACCCGGGAGGAUCUCCGUAACUCCGCCCCCUUUCUCGUCCACCCUGGCGCCCGGCGAGUCCAUGCGGCCGCUGGUCCAGGAUUCCACACGUGCUAAAGCUACACAGAGUCUCGAGGUUGUUGUUUUUAGAGGGACGGCUGUUCUAAAAAAAUCCACUUCUGGCUUAAAUGAAAGUGAAUUGAUGUUAUAAUUAAUUAUUGAUUCUAAUUAAUCAGCAUAAAGCUUUUCCCGUCGUGCACGACAUCGUCACCUCUGCACCUCAACAGGUAGAUAACCACCGAUGGCGCCCACCGUGGAGGUCCAACACAAAGUUUCCUUUUUUUUAUUUUAAACAAAAGUGUAAAUUACAUGAAAGGUUUUGCAAUAUUUAAUUUUCUGAGAUAUUUUUCUGACUUUAUUCUCAGGAGUCAGAUUUUUUUUUCUUUCAUUCUUUUGUUAAUAUUUGCUCAAAAGAUCUCAAAAUUCAAUUUAUUUAUUUUAUCUCUCCAACUGUGGCCCUUCUCUUUUCCAUCUACGACAUUAGCUAGAAAGAAGUAAACUAUUCAAGGACAAAAGACGCACUUCUUGGUAUUUCUCAAGGCGACGUCCUUCAGUCGGAGAUCAAAGAGGAUUUCAGUAAUGUUUCAUCACCUCAUGAUUGAGUCUCUCUUCCUUUUUUGUGUAUUUAAAGUCAGAGGAAGCAUUUUAAUUCUUGAAUUAAAAAAAUUAAGUUUUCUUUUGCACGGCCAAGAGCUUAAAAAACGCAGGAAGCUUAAAACUUUUGGGGGAAGUGUUUAGUUUGUGUUGAGUAGGUGACGUGUUCCAUAUGUACGCUCUUUCUGUGCUUAGUUCUCUCUCUCUCAAUGUAUUUCAUCAUGUCUCACCUUCUUGAUUGUUUUUGAUAAUGUUUACAGCAUCUUACUUCAGUGUUGACGUGAUGUAAACAGUCUGAUAAAAGACAGUAAUAUGACAUGAAUAAUGGGACAAUUCAAACCAAAUAAAUACAACUACUUGUGUGA
This is a messenger RNA of Pseudoliparis swirei, 1906 nucleotides long. It is a transcript of the gene camlg, whose product is annotated as calcium modulating ligand. Lineage: Eukaryota; Metazoa; Chordata; Actinopteri; Perciformes; Liparidae. Gene Ontology annotation, cellular component: GET complex. The record is from RefSeq and is a predicted model, not a curated record. The coding region runs from base 44 to 928 and encodes 294 amino acids. The transcript is spliced from 4 exons. Gene Ontology annotation, biological process: tail-anchored membrane protein insertion into ER membrane.